Thrips palmi is the source of this 4915-nucleotide messenger RNA. RefSeq lists its product as uncharacterized. The coding region runs from base 174 to 4877 and encodes 1567 amino acids. The record is from RefSeq and is a predicted model, not a curated record. The transcript is spliced from 3 exons. Lineage: Eukaryota; Metazoa; Arthropoda; Insecta; Thysanoptera; Thripidae.
GCCGGCUCCGCGUCGGGGUGGGACUCGGCGACGAGCACACCGACGUGACGGUACGCCUGCACAGCGGCACCACGACGGACGGCAGGAGCAGUCGCAGCAGCAGGCCGUGCCGAGAAGCCUGGCCGCCGUCGAGGAACGCGUCUCUGGACAAGCUGGUGAGGGAGUGCCGCGACAUGGGCACAGGCGCUCGCUAUGGGUCGCAGUUGUCGCUGCGCCGCUACUCCGUCCCCGAGGCCGUCAUGAGGCGCUGCUCCCUUCGCAGUGACCAGGGAGCCUCCAGCGCAGAGCAGUCUCCAGAACCCGAGCCCCGACUAGAGCCCCGACUAGAGCCCCGACCGGAACAACGACCGGAAGUCGAGCCGAACCGGAAGCGCGCCUCUGAAAGGACGAAGCAGCGCGUCGACGCCAACCACAACGAAACGGUCACGACCCGAAGCACCAAAGGAGUGUACGUGCUUCGCAGCACGCAGUGCAGCACGGCGAGCUCCUUCCGCUCGGACUGGACGACCACGACGGCGUGCAGCUCGUGCCGACAGCGCAUGGCGGCGGCGUCCUCGAUCGCCGCGACCUCGGUCGCCACGUCCGUGACGACCUCCAUGACGGCCUCCAUGGCGGCCUCCAUGGCGGCGUCCAUGGCUUCCUCCAGCCCGCCACCGGGCACCGCGGCCACCGAGAUGUCCGAGGCCUCGUCGGCGACGAGGCUGUGCGUCCACUGCGGCCGCCAGGCCACCAGCAGCAAGCCGUGCACGCCCAGGGACAAGCUGGACCAGCUCGUCCUCACCGAGGAGGCCGCCGUGGUGCAGCAGCGCACCUCCACGCACACCGUCACGGACGCGGCCAGGGCCGAGGCCGAGGAGAGCGAGGCGGUGGAGAGGCGAACGCGCCCCGCUGCCUCUCAGGAGGUUACAGAGAAGGCGGGGGCCACACGAACGGAACAGACCAGGAAGAGCCACAAGCCCCGCCUCAAGGACGUGCCCGACGAGGACGCCCCGGGCUACGUGAGGAUGUCGCCCGACAUGGUGUCCGAGUCCGAGGGCACCUCCACGUCGUUCAACAUGUCCCUGGCCGAGAUGUCGCAGCGUGACGGCAGUCCCUCGCCGACGCCCACCCCUACGCCUUCCCCCACCACCUUCCGGUCCAGGCGGCCGUCCAGCGACCGCCUCAGUACGCCGGAAUCCCUCCGGAGCGGGCCGAUCACGGACGCUAUCUCCGGAGACCUCAACUCUGGCUCGAGCUCCACAAGCCCCGAAAGGUCAAUCCACUUCUCCAGCCCCGGCGGCAGCCCGCGCCGCCUGGAGCCUCCCCCGCCACCGCAGUUCGACGGCGACUCGUCCGCGGAGUCCAGGACGCCGACGCCGCCACCGGUGCCCCCGCGGCAUGCCCCCGCGCCGCGCCGCAAGUUCGACGACAAGGUGCACGUCGUGAGCGAGACGUCCAGCUUCAUCAUCCUGGACGAGCUGGAGCACACGACGGACGCGGGGGACGCGGGGGACGCGGACCGCGACUCGGGGGAGGAGAGCGACUUCAACUCGCACACGGGCCGCACCGUGCGCCACGUCCGCACGCAGCGGGCGCAGCGCACGCGUGCCAACUGGAAGCACAAGGGCACGGCGUCGUUCGAGGUCCUCGAGGACGACGACGAGGACGUGGUGCGGCCGCCGUGCAAAGCUUGCCGUCCGCCGUGCCGCGGCGAAGCCAAGAAGGCGGCCAAGAAAGCGCGCAACGCCCACGGCGAGGACGCCGACGUGGAGAGGGACUCGCUCGGCGGCAGUGUGCCGGACAUGUUCGGCGUGGACGACUCCGGCAACGUCGUGUUCUGCGAGACGGGCGUGAGCAGCAGGCGGGCCAGCGAGGCGGGCGUGGCGGACAAGAGCGCGGCGCGCGAGCCGCCGGACGCCGCGGCAGACAAGAAGGCCGAGGGCGCGGAGGGCCGGCAGGGCGCGCGGCACGCCAGGACUGGCGCGGUCGAUAGCCAUGCAGCGUCUAAGGGCGAACACGCACACGCCGCGCGGACCGCCAAGCCGGAGGGCCCCAACGGCCCCAACGGCCCCAACGGCCAGCCCGCGGCCUGCACGGCCGGCAGCAGCAACAGCAGGUGGCACGUCAGGAGCGAUGCCUGCCACGGCCACGCCAACAAGAACGGCUUCAGGGAGACGGUGCGGAGCGACCACCACUCCGAGGAGCAGACUUACUUCUGCGGCGUCAAGGAGGUGUACUCGGUGACGACGGAGAAGGUGGAGAAGUGGGGCGGCGAGAGCAGGGAGUGGCUGGAGAAGACGACGUCGCACCGCAUCCAGCACCAGCACCCCCACCCGCACGCCGACGCGCAGCAGCAGCAACGCCAGUACAGCCUGUCCAACCGCAUCAACGUGGCCAACAACAACCCCAUCCUCAUCGCCAGCGAGAUCCUCGAGAUCCCGCCCGACCAGCGCAUCCGGCCGGGAGCAUUCGGGCAGUGCGCCAGCCGCCAUCCGGACGGGGACUUCUCGCUGCCGAGCAUCGGGGCGCGGAACAAGAGCCAGGCUGCAGCGCGCCAGCAGGUGCCGGACGACCCGGACACGGUCCCCGACCCCGGCCCGGGACCGCAGCCAGACCCCGGGGCCUCUACCGCGCACGUCCGCUUCAUCGAGGACAACCCGUGGAGCGGCGGCCGGGCGCGGUCCAUCGUCGCGGACCUGGCUGGGUCUGAGCCCGCCGAGAUCCAGGUCGCCGUGCCGCGGUACCCGGCAGUCCCGCGGUCCAGGUCCAUGGUGGUGAACACGUCCUCGGGCGAGGAGGACGAGGACGACGACCGCCUGGGCCGCGCCGACGACGACAGCGACGGGUGCCUGAGCUGCGCCGACAGCCUGGAGAGCGAGCGGUCGCCUCGGUCGGCGCGCCUGCACGACGAGAAGCCCGUCCGCGGCCACGUCGUGCUGCCCGAGCGCGCCGCCAAGCCGCCGCCGCAGCCGCGCCCGCAGUCGCCCAAGUCGUUCUUCGUGAGCCUGGCCGAGGAGCACGCCUCCGAGGACGACGUGCCCGUGUCGGCGCGCCUGCCCGACCAGCUGCGCGAGAAGCUGCUGCACCGCCACACCAUGGUCAAGCUGCAGAUGGCGCAGAACAGGCGCUUCCUCCGCACGGCCUGCGACGCGGUGGGAAGUACCACGACGCGCCGACGCGGCGGUCGCGGCGCCACGGUCCGCGUUGGCGUGACACACGGCAAGGACAGCAAGGUGACCGUCAGCGUGGAGCAGCGCGGCGGCGGCGACAAGGACCCCGUCAAGAAGGACAGGCCGCGGCCCAGACGCGAGCAGGUAGCUCCGGUGGUCCGCGUGCACAAGUGCCACGUCGACGAGGAGGUCAAGACCAGCUUCAAAGCCAAGCCGUACAAGCUGGCCCGCAUCAACGAGUCCAACAACGAGGACGCUGGCGAGGACGCCAAGAGGGCCAAGCAGGCGAAGAACGAGGCCCGGGCGGAGGACCGCAGGGCGAAGCAGCACGCCAGGGCGACGGUGCGCUCCAGGCACAGGGACGCCAAGGACGCCGACAAGCAGGCCGAGGCCAAGGACCGCAGCCACAAGGCGGACAAGGCCGAGAAGGCGCAGGAGCGGACCAGGAACGGCGAAAAGCCGCGCGACCGCAGUUCGGAGAAGGCACACUCCAACAAGGUCACCAAGGAGGCGAGGCGGGAGCACCGCGUCACGCGGGACGUCAAGCAGAGCAAGACCGCGACGGAGAGCAAGAAGUCGCACAGCCACGUCUCGCAGAAAAACCUGGUCAACGUGCAGCGCUCCAGCGAGGCUCGCAAGGAGGAGAUCAUCUCGGACCUGGUGAAGGUCGCCAAGGACCAGCACAACGAUGACCACCAGCGCCACCACCUCCAGCGCCGGGAGCAGGAGGCGAGCAAGGAGCGCGCGCGCACGAGAGCGGUCCGCCAUGAGCACGCCGUGAAGGCCUCGACGCAGCACGGCCACACCGCGGCCGCCAGGGUGAAGCACUCGGGAGAGAAGGGGUCCGUGGCGCGCAAGGGAGAAGCAGCGACGGAGACGUCGGUCCGAGCCGGCGACCUCUCGGGGGACAAUCGGCUAACUGGCAAAGAGGCGUCGAACGCGAAGAAGACCACCGCCCGCCACCACUCCGUCCAUUCCACGGCGGAAACCGUGGCGGUGGCGAGGGUGUCGCGCGACACGGAGGACGCUGGGCCGUGCCAUCGGGCAGAACGCCGUGGGGACGCGGAGCAGGCCAGAGAGACGCAGGGUCGGCAAGACACUGGCGUCUGCGACCAUUCCGAGCACGGCGAGCAAACUGUGGUCAGGAUGCCUCAAGAGCCGGUGGAGCCCGGUACAUGUGGCUGUGCCUGUUCAAACAGCAAUGAGCAAACCGUGAGGAUUGUGAGAGUGUCUCAAGAACAGCAGGACUCUGGUGUUUGCGCCCAUCGUGGUGAUCAGACGGUGAGAGUGGUGAGGGUGUCGCAGGGUGCAGAGGAACUGAGCAGGUGUGCUAAUGGGGAUCAUGACGACCAGACUUUCGGAGUGGUUAGGGUGUCACAGGGCCCGGAGGAUUCCGCUGUCUGUGGCUAUGCAGAUUACAGUGAACAGACCGUGAGAGUGGUUAGGGUGCUGCAAGAACCGGAGGAAUCCAGGCCCUGUGAUCACGGCGACCAUGAAGAGCAAGCUGUUGAAAUGGUCAGGGUGUCGCAGGAACCAGUGGAAACUGGCCCUUGCGACCAACGCCAACACAAGACGGUGAAAAUUAUAAGUGUGGCGCGUGAUUCCAAGGACUCCAGGUCAUGCGAGCACUCAGAGCACAGCAACCAGAUCGUGAAGGUGACCAGAAUAUCGCAUGAAACGGAUGAUUCGGGUGUUGCAACCGGUCUGAACGCGACGGCAACACUGUGAAGCUGACCGCGACGUCGCAGGAAUCGGAGGGCUCCAGC